UAUUAUUAAUCAGCAUAAAGAAGCAGCCUGGGCUGUUUCUGCAGGAACAAAGCAGUCAACCAGCUCCUCUGUUGAGCUCAAUCCUGCUGCUAUCAGAUGUCUAAAUGAAUAACAUGUGUGUUUAAAAUUGCAUCCUAACACAGGCAGACGAGACAGUGAUCAGCAGAGAUGGCGGCAGCAGCAGCUCCGGCGGUGAGAAAGGUAUGUCUGCAGAGCCAGAGGGCUGCAGGGAGAGGGCUGUUUGUUUUAUAGUGUUACAAACAUUUAUAUUUAUGCAGGUCAGGGGGUCAUAGAGCUAUUUUACCUUUGUGUGUUUGUGUAUUUAACUUUUAUUUUUUUAUUUAAUGGUAUUGUAUGAAAAAAUUAUAAAUAUAUAUCUGCCUCCAGAGUAGUGUACUGCCUCUUUCCAACCUUUCAGAUUGUGCUGUGUGAGAUCUCCAUACCACAAAGACAUUAUUACAUUAUUAUUUUACCUGGUAAUUACACAAUUUGUCCAAAUGCAAGUUUAGGAAUUAAUUCCAGGCUUCUCCGUGGAACACGUAGAACCACCACAGCUUUAUUAGCAACUUCAUCAAACGAUUACCAACAAUUUCCCGGCACUCACAGAAUACUUCACUUCCGUGUAUCGUACACACCUCCUUCAGAAUAAAAGCAUGACUUGAAACAAAAUGAGUAAAGAUGUAUAAAUUUCAUGUUGCUUAACACAAGUCCCAGCAACCCAGUAAUGAUAUUGUAAUAAGUGCUAUUUGGGUGAAUCAAACCUUUAAAAUCUUAGGUAGGAUAUGAAGUAGUACUUUGUGUGGAAUGUGGUCCUGAAAGUGCAGCGUCUGGCUCUUUGGUCAAACUUACUGGGGCCAAAAUGAAAGUGGAAUACUCCUUGAAAAAAAUCUUUUAAAUUCUAAGAAUAUUUUGAGUGAAAUCAUCCUUUAAAACUGUAAGUUCCGCAUUUAAACCGUAACUUGUGUACUUUAGUGAUCAUCUAUUGUAACUUAAAAAAUGUUGUAAAUGUGCGACCGGAAGUUUGCAGCCCUCUCCCCGCAGCCCUCUCCCCGCAGCCCUCUCCCCGCAGCCCUCGAUUCUGCAGACAUUCCCUUCUUCUCACGGCGGCUGCAGCGGCUCUGCGGCCCCUUUAAGGCCGUGUCGGAAUAAUUAAUGACGUCGCGCUGUAAACACGACUGACGCUCAGCUGCGUGGCCGAAGCAUCCUCAGACCGACGAUCCCCGAGUACCCUCCAGGUUCCCGUGUUUAUUUCACGACGGCGCUGCUGGGAGGCAUUAAAAAUACACGGGGUUCGCCUGGACUCUCAUAUGCGGUCUCCAGAACCAAGGCGACGGUGCAUCGGUUCUGCCCACUGCCAUGGCUAGAAAGACGGACAUCCCCUCCUCUUACUACGGUGAACCACGCAAGUUUGACCCAAACUUCAGUGGGCCUGUUCAGAACAGGCACUGCACUGAUGUGGUUUGCUGCAUUAUCUUUGUCGUUGUCAUCCUUGGCUACAUCGCUCUGGGUACCGUGGCCUGGAUUCAUGGUGACCCCAGGAAGGUCGUCUAUCCAACCGACAGUCACGGCCAGUUCUGCGGCCAGCAGGACACCCCCAAUGCAAACAAAGCCAUAUUAUUCUACUUCAACAUGUUGAAAUGUGCCAAUCCUGCAGUUUUAAUUAACCUCCAGUGCCCUACAACCCAGCUCUGUGUCUCCAAGUGCCCUGACAGAUUUGCCACUCUCCUGGAUGCAAGGAAUACCAAAAACUGGGAAUAUUACAAGCAAUUCUGCAAACCAGGCUUUGAGAUUGGCAGUAAGUCAACUGGAGAAGUCAUACGAGAUGAAGACUGCCCAUCUAUGAUUGUGCCAAGCAGACCUUUUCUUCAGCGGUGCUUCCCUGAUUUCAUUAAAAGAGAUGGAAUUUUAACUGUAGCCAAUCAGACCAUCUUCAAAGACGGUGACAAUAACAAGAGAAGCGUCAACGACCUCAAAGAUGCUGCCAUAGGUAUUGCCAGUCUGCUGAAUGCCAAAGAAGUUGGCAUGAAGAUCUUUGAGGAUUAUGCAAAUUCCUGGAUCUGGAUCCUCAUCGGUCUGGUGAUAACCAUGGUGGUCAGUUUGGUCUUCAUCAUGCUCCUGCGCUUUACUGCUGGUGUCCUAUUGUGGCUCAUUAUCUUUGGCGUAAUCAUUGCCGUUGGCUACGGUAUCUGGCACUGUUACUGGGAGUACAGUUCUCUGAUGGGGAAGCCAGGCUCUAAUGUCACCAUCACUGAUAUUGGCUUCCACACAGACUUCAGUAUUUACCUUCAGCGCAGCCAGACAUGGCUCAUCUUCAUGAUCUCGCUUUCUGUGAUUGAGGCCAUCAUUGUCAUCAUGCUGAUAUUUCUGAGGUCGAGGCUGCGCAUCGCUAUUGCUUUACUGAAGGAAGGAAGCAAGGCCAUCAGCUACAUCAUGUCCACUCUGUUCUACCCUGUCAUCACCUUUUUCCUUCUGGCCAUCUGCAUUGCUUACUGGGCAGUCACAGCAGUCUUCUUAGCAUCAUCUGGCAACGCAGUCUACAAGGUCGCACCUGCUGACGAUAAAUGCAUGUAUGCAAACCUCACAUGCAAUCCUCAGACCUUCAAUAAGUCCAAUAUUACCAAAGUGUGCCCCGGGUCACAGUGCAUGUUCGCCUUCUACGGUGGGGAGAGUAUGUACCACCGCUACAUCUUAGUCCUCCAUCUGUGCAACCUGUUCGUGUUCCUCUGGCUGGUGAACUUCACCAUUGCCCUGGGUCAGUGCACUCUGGCCGGGGCCUUCGCCUCCUAUUACUGGGCCCUGAAGAAGCCAGAUGACAUCCCUGCCUGUCCACUGUACUCCUCGUUCAGCAGAGCCAUACGCUAUCACACAGGUUCUCUGGCCUUCGGUUCUCUAAUCCUGGCUGUGGUGCAGAUGGUCCGAAUUGUUCUUGAAUACCUGGAUCACAAACUGAAAGGUUCUCAAAAUGCCUGCGCUCGAUUCUUGCUUUGCUGCCUCAAAUGCUGCUUCUGGUGCCUGGAACGUUUCAUCAAGUUUAUAAACAGAAAUGCAUACAUUAUGAUAGCAAUAUAUGGGAAGAACUUCUGCACCUCUUCCAAGGAUGCUUUCUUCCUCUUGAUGAGGAAUGUUGUUCGGGUGGCUGUCCUGGACAAGGUGACAGACUUUCUGCUGUUCUUGGGAAAACUGCUUAUUUCAGGAAGUGUUGGUGUUCUAGCAUUUUUCUUCUUCUCACGUAAAAUACCAGUUUUUCAAGAGGAGGUGCCGUCACUAAAUUACUACUGGGUCCCUCUUCUGACGGUGAUAUUUGGAUCCUACAUGAUCGCACAUGGCUUUUUUAAUGUCUAUGCCAUGUGUGUGGACACGUUGUUCCUGUGCUUUUUGUGGGAUCUGGAGGUGAAUGAUGGCUCUCCACACCGGCCCUUCUACAUGAACAAGACCUUGAGGAGGAUCCUCAACAAGAAGAACAGGAGGAAGUAGAGACAAGCAGAGAGGUGGGAGAAGGACAAAGACUGAAGGUUAAUACAGAGCCACGGUACAAGCCCCUGUGGCAUUAAACACUUUGCCAAACCGUAUUUAAGUGUACACAAGUUGCAGCUGUACACUAUAAUGAGAUAAAGGACUGUAAUAAUCUGAUUCAUCCACACACUGAUGGAUUUGAGAGUUUACUCCAGAUGUCAGUUUGUCUAAAAGUCUUAGAUUAGCUGGUGUACACAGUCACACCAGGUUAUUGUAAAUAAUUUUUAAGUGUACAGUUAUAACUGAUGGUUUGUUGUAUAUGUUUUACAGCCACAAUCACACUACGGAUUAAGUUCCUAUUGGAACAAGUGAAGUCUGUCUUUAGUGGAUCUGGUAACCUCAGCUUUGGUUCUUAAUGUCUUGUAGUUGCCAGUUGUCAGCACUUGGUGGUGCCAGACGUCAUACGUGUGCUGUUGUUGAGGUAUCAGCUCCACUGUGUUUUAUCACAGCCUUUGACCAUUAAGUGUCUCACAUUGAGAAUCAUAUGCGCCACUUGGUGUCCACGGUUUUCAAAUUUAACUGUCAUCGCAGCUUGAAGUGCUUCACCUUUAAGUGCCUUUUUCUUACAGUUGUCACAGUGAGUGUUUAUAAUUUAAUAGUGCAGCUAUGUAGAUUAUAUUUGAAGAUCCUUCCGUAUUUUUUUAAUAAGUUCUUAUAAUAGGAUUUUGUAGCAGUCAGUGAUGAAAAUCUUUAUCUUUUCCAAAUAUCUGCUUUGGAGCAGGACUAAAAGGGUAAAUUUAAGCAUGUUUUGUGUUUAGAAGACAGUCACAGGUUUGCACACAGCAGCAGAUUCUGUGCUCAGCCGAAACCUUUGUGUUAUACAUGUGAUUUCUGUGGUUUCUAACCUGCUGCUGAUAUGGGCACAUGGAUACAGUAUGUAACUCAGAGGGCAGUGUAAUGACCCCAUUGACAGCUAUAAUAACCAUUACAGUGUGUGAAAUGUGGUGAUUGGUUGCUCCUAAGUGAUACUCUAGAAAUACAUGUCAUUAAUAUUAAACAGUCAUCCCCUGUUGAUUUUAAAGGUGGCUCCCUUCACAGAGAUCACUGGCUGUAUUCAACUCAAAUGGAAUUCACUAAUAUACUCCAACACUUAGGUUUAAAUCACACUUGCAGUAUAACCCCCUUCUCGCCUGACCAUUUUUAUGUUUUUCAGCCACAUCAAAAAUAUAUCUAAAUAUGUGGCCAACCGCAAACACACAGCUAACAAGCAGAAGCAGUGUGAAGAUAUUUCUGUUGAUGUGAAGCUGCUGGAGUGCUUUGAUAAGUUUCUCUGAACUACAACCUGCAGAUGACGAGUAUUUGAUUUCUGAGUCAUCCAUCUGGUAUUAGAACAAAACACCAAAGUUUCUUGUUGGAAUUCUGAACUUGAUUCAAAACAGCAUUACAGGUUUUAGGUCUUCUUGUUGCGCCAAAAGGAAGCUGUGGGUCAGUUUGCUCAGUUGUAUGUAUUACCAUCAGGCUGAUAUUAUAAUGUGAAAGGUGGAGAUGUGUUGCAGUCUAAUGAAGUGCUUGAUUGUAUAUAUUGUAAAUAUUAUUACUAUUGUUCUAUUACUAUUUAUUCUUAUCACUACGUCUACUGUUACAUAAGCUGCUGUAACAAUGUAAAUUUCCCCUGGAGUGGGGAGAAAUAAAGAACUUUAUCUUAUCUUAUCUUAUAA
Amphiprion ocellaris (clown anemonefish) is the source of this 5171-nucleotide messenger RNA. It is a transcript of the gene slc44a5b, whose product is annotated as solute carrier family 44 member 5b. Gene Ontology annotation, molecular function: transmembrane transporter activity. Gene Ontology annotation, cellular component: membrane. Gene Ontology annotation, biological process: transmembrane transport. The transcript is spliced from 22 exons. NCBI's taxonomy places the organism in Eukaryota, Metazoa, Chordata, Actinopteri, Pomacentridae. The record is from RefSeq and is a predicted model, not a curated record. The coding region runs from base 1357 to 3474 and encodes 705 amino acids.